AUGCCCAAAAUCAGGACGACACGAACAAAGAGAGCCCCUGAGGGCUUUGAUGAAAUUGAGCCUACAUUGGAAGAGUUCGCCAGAAAGAUGAAAGAAGUUGAGAAUGAGUCUCAUGAAGGCAAACGUAUUGUGGAGAGUACAUGGCCAGUGUUUCGAAUUCAUCAUCAGAGAUCACGAUACAUUUAUGAUUUAUAUUACAAGAGAAAGAUCAUUUCUAGGGAUUUAUAUGAUUAUCUGCUGAAAAAUAAAUAUGCAGAUGGCAAUCUCAUUGCAAAAUGGAAAAAGCCUGGAUUCGAGAAGCUCUGCUGUCUUCGCUGUAUUCAACCCAAGGACACCAAUUUCGGUACAACAUGCAUUUGUCGAGUUCCCAAAGAAAAGCUAGAAGAUGGUAAAAUGGUUGAAUGUGUUCAUUGUGGAUGCAGAGGCUGCGCAAGUGGAGAUUAA
Molecule: messenger RNA, 444 nt
Organism: Mucor velutinosus
Lineage: Eukaryota; Fungi; Mucoromycota; Mucoromycetes; Mucorales; Mucoraceae
Product: ribosylnicotinamide kinase
Exons: 3
Coding region: 1-444 (147 amino acids)
Biological process (GO): mRNA splicing, via spliceosome
Cellular component (GO): nucleus; spliceosomal complex
Source: RefSeq, a predicted model, not a curated record